This is a messenger RNA of Eriocheir sinensis (Chinese mitten crab), 387 nucleotides long. Its product is annotated as protocadherin alpha-3-like. Gene Ontology annotation, biological process: homophilic cell-cell adhesion. Gene Ontology annotation, cellular component: membrane. The transcript is spliced from 2 exons. Bases 1 to 387 code for a protein of 128 amino acids. NCBI's taxonomy places the organism in Eukaryota, Metazoa, Arthropoda, Malacostraca, Decapoda, Varunidae. The record is from RefSeq and is a predicted model, not a curated record. Gene Ontology annotation, molecular function: calcium ion binding.
AUGGGCGGCCAGCUGACCUACAGCCUCGUCAGCGGCCACGAGUAUGUUUUUCGCAUCGACGAGAAAACCGGCGUCGUGCGCCUCGCCCAGCCGCUGGACUUUGAGGCGCGGCAGUCCUACAACGUGACGGUCCGGGCCCAGGACGGCGGCAAUCCCGCCCUGAGCGCUGACGCCAGCCUCUUCGUCCAAGUCCACGACGUGGAUGAAAACUUGGGUCCCCCGAUGUUCCCCCAGCGCGUGCUGCGGGCCUGGGUCAAGGAGAACCUGCCCCCCGGCGCUGAGGUCAUCACGUUGGAGGCCCGGGAUCCCGACGCUGACCAGCUGCUGUACGCCAUCACCGGCGGGGACGGGCAGGGGUACUUCUCCGUCGACACGCAAGCCUCCUAG